Messenger RNA from Spirometra erinaceieuropaei, 1122 nucleotides. Lineage: Eukaryota; Metazoa; Platyhelminthes; Cestoda; Diphyllobothriidea; Diphyllobothriidae. The record is from the annotation of a GenBank genome assembly.
AUGUUCUCUGCCAUGCUGACGGACGUAUACAGCGAUGAUCUCUCUGGGGUAUGCAUCGCCUACGGAACCGAAAGGUAUAUUCUCAACAGCAUGCGCAUGCAAGCACCCAUCCCAGCUAUCUGCAACCGCGAUGUAUGAUCUGCUCUUCGCCGAUGACUGCGCUAACAACAACCCGACCGAGGUGGAUUUACAACGCAGCAUGGACCUCCUCGCCGCCUGGUGCGCCAACUUCGGCCUGACUAUCAACAAGGAAUAACGGCGGUCAUGCACCAACCGUCACCCAACACGCAAUACUGCACUCUUCCUCGAACCACUAUUUACGGCCACCAAUUCAGAACCGUUGACAUCUUUCCUUACCUCGGAAGCACACUUUCGAACAGCACCGGAAUAGAAAAUGAGGUUAUCCACCGGAUCUCCAAAGCCGGCCAACCCUUUGGCCGACUUCAGAACUCCGUGUGCAAUCCGCAGGGCCCCCAACUGAAUACAAGACUGAAGUUGUACAAGGACGUCGUCCCUGCGACUCUCCCUUCUCUUCUCCAGGCCGGGCUGUUCUGGGUGAGUUACUCUUGGGUCCAAGGGUUGAUAUGCAGUCGCUUCAGAGAAAUCUUCAAAGUACCCUUGCACCUCGGUCGGCGAGCACCCGUCGCGACAUCUUUGAUUGGCGAGCGCCGUCCAUUCUCACUAGAUGGCCGCUCCGUCGCAUUUGCAGUUGCCCCAACAUGUUCUGAAUGUUGUAGAUUCCGGUCCGUUCAAGGACGUCUGUGUCGGGAUCCCGUCUUGUCAUCACAGCGACCAGCUCCGCCAACACCACGACGUUCCACACUCCUCCCCGACGAUGGGGCGACGUCUGACGCCCCAUCACCUGUUACCAUCACCACCAGCACUCCCAACUCCAGCGAUGUAGACUCCGUUCAGCCCCGUCCUCAUUGCGAUCGCGAAUCCACUUCACACAUUGACUUGGUCGGUCACUUGCAAAUCCGUCGCUCGGAGGCUGGCGAACCAGUGCCUGGAGCACCCACAUACCCUCGCCGCAUCUGCCUCAAUUGUCCUCACUACAGUCGCGCAUUCAGUCAAAUCAUGGACCUAUCCGAUCAUAUGCGUAUCCACGAAAACCUGCGGUAG